GAUUUAUAUGUACUGGUGGCCGGUGCCGCGGCAGCUCAGAAAACAGAAACACCGAACACGAGAGAGAACGAAGAGGAAAGAGCAGCUCGAAAUGAAAACGGUUCUUGUGGUGCUCGUCCUGGCCGUCGUGGCCCAGGCUAAACCUGCCAGAAGUCCUUAUGGCGGAAUCUUUGAUCACCCAUUCUUCCGAAUGCCUGUGAUUCCCGCCGGCUACAGUGACGAGGUUGAUUCCGAAGAGGCAGUUUCUGCCCCCGACUACGAAGAGGUUCCUCACCCCGCAGGAACCAUUUCUCUGGGGUCGCUUAUGGACGGCAUCUUCAACAGAAUGAGGCAGCAGUUUGAACGUCUGCCGGCCCUUCACACUCCUAACUUCGAGUCGUUUGGAUUCCCUUCAUUCAAGCCUAACGAUCCUAACACAAAGUCCACAUCUACUUCCACAAUUGUUGGUGAUCAAGUUGUCACUGUGAAUGAGACUGUUUACCACAAGGAGGAUGGCGGCACCAAGUCCGUCUUCCGCAUCAAGGUGAUCGAUUUUGGGCCUAAACCUGCCAUCAAGGACCAGAAAGCAAAACCCGCCGCCACUCCCGAGUCGACUGAAAGUUCCGUCGAAGAAGUGGUCGAGAUCGACCUGCCCGCCGAAAAGACGCCCGAACAGGUGCAAGAAUCGACCGAGAAGGAGUUCCCUGAGCCCACCGUAGAGGCCAACCCUGAGUCCACCACGUCCGAAGAGGAGCAGGUCAGCAACGAGAUGGACAACGAGAUCAAGGGACAAGAAUCGCUGAUGGACACGCUCAAGAGAUGGAACAAAAAAGAGAAUGACCUUCGAAGCGCACCCGACGAUGAAGUGGAGGUCAUCGUGCCCGCUGCCGAUACACCCAUCGACCUUGCCGGCGACCUGAGGGUCAACCAAAUUUUGCAGGAUCAAGCAAUGAAGGGAGGGCUUUUCAUGCCAGACCCUGACGUAGAAUUCAUCGAGGUUGACGAUGAGGGCAAAUUGGUUCCUGAUAAUUUGCAAGAAAUUUAAACGAGAUUUGCACUUUUUGGCUCUCUUGCUCAAUAAGUACAAAGGUAUAUAUUUUAAUUUAUGAAGAAGAUUCCGUUUUUAAAGUAAUUCUUUGUACCCGCUAAACAGAGCUGCAGUGACAAAGUAUUAAAAUGUAAAAUGUGCAAUAAUGGAGGGCGAGCAAUUUCUAAUAAUAAUGAGCUAUAUAAAGUGUAUUUGUAAAACCAAAGUCAACUCGAAUAAAAUAGCUGUGUGAUAUUUUGUAAGUUACAAAUUU
Messenger RNA from Neocloeon triangulifer, 1280 nucleotides. RefSeq lists its product as uncharacterized. Lineage: Eukaryota; Metazoa; Arthropoda; Insecta; Ephemeroptera; Baetidae. Bases 8 to 1024 code for a protein of 338 amino acids. The record is from RefSeq and is a predicted model, not a curated record. The transcript has 5 exons.